Molecule: messenger RNA, 8847 nt
Organism: Anoplopoma fimbria (sablefish)
Lineage: Eukaryota; Metazoa; Chordata; Actinopteri; Perciformes; Anoplopomatidae
Gene: mxra5a
Product: matrix-remodelling associated 5a
Cellular component (GO): extracellular region
Molecular function (GO): protein binding
Source: RefSeq, a predicted model, not a curated record
AUGGACCCCCCCGCCCUGUGCGUCCUCCCCGCUCUGCUGCUGCUGCUGGUCUUGCCCCGUGUGGCCCCGGUCCCCUGCCCCCGGCCCUGCUCCUGCCCCCAGCCCGCCGAGCUCCACUGCACCUUCCGCUCCCUCGUCACCAUCCCAGCUGCUGUCUCCAGACACGUGGAGCGCAUCAACCUGGGGUUCAACAGUAUUAAUAAGAUCACAGACACAUCUCUGGCUGGCCUGAGUAAGCUGGAGCUUCUGAUGGUCCACGGGAACGACAUCCACAGUCUGCCCCACGGCGCGUUCAAGGAUCUCACUUCACUGCAGAUGUUGAAGAUGAGCUACAACAAGCUGACGGAGAUCAACAGACACACCCUUCAGGGUCUCUGGGCCUUGGCCCGGUUACACCUGGACCACAAUCACCUGGAGUUCAUCGACCCGGACGCCUUCCAGGGCCUCACCUCUCUGCGGCUGCUGCAGCUGGAAGGCAACCGGCUUCAGCAGCUGCACCCAGCCACCUUCAGCACCUUCACCCUGAUGGGCCACUUCCACGUCUCCACCCUGAAGCACCUCUACCUGUCAGACAACAAUUUGACAUCGCUGCCCUCCGGGCUGGUGGCCACCAUGCCACAGCUGGAGAACCUGUUCCUCCAUGGGAACCCGUGGAUAUGUGACUGCAACAUGAGGUGGCUCCAUGACUGGGAUCAAACUUCACCAGGGGUCUUGAAAUGUAAAAAGGACAGGGCCCUUCCCGGUGGCCAGAUGUGUCCCAUGUGCUCCUCUCCCAGGCACCUCCAGAGGAAAGAGCUCCAGGCGCUGGAGAACCUGGUCUGCAGCGGCCCCGUCAUCAGUUCUCCUCACAGGACUUCCCCACCUGAUGACGUGGAGAGCGAGGUCAUGACCAUGGAGGACUUCAGGGAACCAUUUGGGAACAUGUCCCUGGGCAUGUCAGACGAACAUGGGAAUGAGGUGGACCUGGAGUGUGGUAUUGGGGAGCCAAGAGUCCUUACCAAGAUCAACUGGGAGCAGGUGAACCAGCUCCAGCUGGCCUCCAACCUCACUGUGUCUGUGGACCUGGAAUGCCCGGUCGACAGAGAAAAGUAUGAGCAACUGUGGAGACUUAUCGCAUACUACAGCAGCGUGCCGGCCCACUUGGAGAGGGGGAUUAUGCUCAGAAAUGAGCCUCAACCCAUCUAUGUGUACAGACAGGACUCUGAGAAGGACGCCCAGUACUACACAGGUGUUAAAGUGAACAUCAUGGCCCAGCCGGCAUGGCUGAUGCAGACAUCUGCAAACCUUCAGCUGAACAGACUUCAGUCAUCAGCCAAGAUGGUUAAAUUGAUCCUGAGCACGGACUUCUCAGAGACGGUGGAGGCCGAGCUGGUGCGGAGACAGAGGAGGACGUGGGUCAUGAUUGAGUCAAUCAACACCACCAGCACGGUGCUGACUGCUGUCCUGGGAAAUCCGAGUCAAAUGUUCUGCAACGUGCACAGUUCUGGCCGACCGGUCAUCCACUGGAUGCUGCCAGACGGCUCCAAGGUGGAGGCCCCCAACAGCAGUCCAGACAACAGGGUGUCUGUGUCCACGGACGGACGGCUGCUCAUUCGAGCUGUCAGCCAUUUAGACACCGGAGUUUACUACUGUAUCGCCAAGGUUCAUGGAGACCUUGCUGUCAUGCCGUUCCAUCUGACGGUGCAGGAAUCCUCCACCCCUCCCCCAGGAGAGGACGCCUCCGUUACUCCUAUCGAGGGGUUUGCAGGCGGCCCCAUCUCCCUGCCGUGCUCAGCAUCUGGAUCUCCUGAUGCAGAGAUCAACUGGGUUCUGCCAAACAGCAACAUAGUUAGUUUCCAAGCUAACUCCUCUAGAGCUUUUGUCUAUUCCAACGGCACUCUACACAUCCCACAGACUCAGUUAUCAGACAGUGGUCAUUAUAAAUGCAUCGCCAUUAAUCAACAUGGUGUGGACACACUGGCUACAAAAAUCACUUUUGUCCGGCGCAAAGGGCUCAUCAGGCCUUUGAGGAAGUUUCCAACGAGACCUCAGUCAGCGUCAGGGCUGAGCACUCAGAUUAAGGUCCCCACUGAGGAGGCAGAGGACGCCUCCGGGGACAUCGGGACUCAGGUGGGGGCUCCAAUCAGACGCUUGGAUCCUUCGAGGAAGAGAAUUCCAGGAGGUGUGGCCCCCGGCAGGAGGGGAGUCCACCCGUCCAGGAACUUGUGGCGGAGGCCGCCGGUGCUCCGAAAACCAACAGGAUCACAUGUUGAAGACAGGAAGAACACCGUGGAGAGCAGGAGGAAGAUUAAUGUGUCAAAGAGUAAAAUAGACCCGGAGAAGUGGGCUGAUAUUCUGGCUAAGAUUAGGGAUCGAAACGUUCAGAAUACCGUGACACCACUCCCAGUUCAGCACACGACAGAGAGGACUCAGACAGAGAAGGCCACACAGUCACAGGUCACUCUGGAGGGUUCUUCAGAUGGCAUGCAGGGCCAGGAUCACGUCACAACAACGCCCACUCCAACACAAUACAGGCAAAUGAAAACGGAUAAACACGAUACAGAAGCCCAAGACACACACUUGGAUGUACACACAACUUCAAACAGUGUAUUUUUCCUCCCACAGCAGACCACAUCUGUUCCCCUACACGAUGUCACUUUCUGGCAGGCCAACACAAACACUGCAAGCAGCAGCAGUACAUUUUCUCUACGAGAAAACCAAAGCACAAAUACAGAUGUGGAUGGAGUCAAAACAGCUGAUGCAUCCAAGGAGAGGAGCGAGGAUAUGGACAGACCGAAGGCUGGUGCCAGCUCUGAUGAUGACAGAGAGCUCUCCUCGAGGGGAAGUCAGAUGAUCCCUUCGGUCAACCCGAAUGAAUCAGAAACAAGCCAAGAGGAAAAUGGAAAAUAUCUUAGUGUGACUGCCACAACAUCGCAGUCGCGUACUACACUUGAUGAUUUGCAAACUCAAGCGAUGCUCACAAAAGUAUCUCCAACAACUACACCAGCACCCACCUCUACAAGGAGGAGGGGGUCUGAAGGACGCAAUCGACAACCUAACUCCAGGAGGAGGAAUGGGGGUCGUCGGAGAAAGCCCAACAAAAUGAAACAAGAGCUGAUGAAACCCACCCAGUUUACUGCCACCACUCCUGCAAACGGUCCCCUAGCAACCGCCCGGACCACUGCCUCCACACGGCUAAAAAUAGACCCAUUAGAAGUCAAAACAGCCCAUUUCAAUACCACUGUUCCAUUCAGCGGCAGCCAAGCAGCGUCAUCAGGUCUACUGAGUCAUGAAGAGAGCGCAGUCUUAGGGCAUGACGACGAGCCAGCCAGCAAACCAACUUCUCCCUCCGAAACAAACGACAGCCGUCAGCCCUUUGCCAAACCGCUGUUCGAAAGCACAUCAGCGGCACCACCAUUUCCAACAGCCUCUCCAGAAGUAGGUCACGGAAAGACGAGUUCUCAAACAGCCCUGAGAAUCUCAGAGAGUGCUUCUCCUCCAGUCACUCAGCAGACAUUUACAGGCAGCCCUCUUCCACCUGUUGAACCCUUACAGGAGACUCUACAUGUUAGUGCUACAGGAGACCUUGGGCCCCUGCCAAACUCUGGGGAUUUUCUCACGGUGAUGCAAGUGAUAGCAGAUGUGGGGCAGAAGGAAUCAGACUAUCAAUACACACCACCAGAAAAAGGCGAAAGAAUGCUUUUGAAAGAGACGGACGUUCAUUCAACAGCUGAUUCCUUGAUCGAGCAUGAAAUCAAGACGACCUCUGGAUACGCUUCAAGUGGAUUAAAUACCACACUGAGCGUUCCUUUUGAGGGUGAUUUGGAAACAGAGGAGCUGACCACAAAGAAACCUACACUAUCUGAAAGACCCGAUCAUAACUUGAGUAAAAAUAAAACCACAAGCAGUGAGUCAGAUGAAGAUCUGCAUCUUAAAGAAACCGCAAACACAGGAAAUAACUCUGAUUUUACAAGUAUCGCCAUAACAACAGCUGUAUCUGCUACUUCAUCAAUGCCCGAUGCUGUGAUCCUAUCUACAGUGGCGUCACAUGUCACACCAGCCAAAACAUCUACCACAGAGGCCAAAACGGGCCCUUCAUUUAGGGCCACCACUCAGGAGGCUCCCAGGUUAAACAACAUCCCAUACAACCACGAACCUAGGAGAACAUCAGACUUUCCUCCUUCAACCCAAUCAUCUGACCACAACCUGGCUCUAUUUAUUAGUCCAAAUCCAACCUCCCCAGCGCUAACACCGACCAGCUCACAGACAACCAAACAGACGGCCACCUCUGCCCCGACAACUGCUGCGAACCAAAGCGAUCCGUUCGGAGAGGGACUUCUAACAAGCACUCAGGAUGUGUCCGAAAGGAACCAGCUACCUGGAAAAGGAACUCUUCCACGAGGGAAGCCAAGAAUAACUAAGAGCAGUUUCCAGACGUUCAGCGUGGACGCUGAAACAGAUGCUCAGCUCCCCUGUGAGGCCGAGGGCGAGCCCAUGCCCUUCCUGUCAUGGACUAAAGUUGCCAGUGGGGCGAGUAUUGCUCAGAACACCAGGGUCCAGAGGUUUGAGGUCCAUCCAAAUGGGACAUUAAUCAUCAGAAACACACAGCCCAUGGACGGGGGCCGGUACCUUUGCAUGGUCCAGAACCAGUACGGCACAGACCAGUUGGCGGUCAACCUUGUGGUCCGGUCUCAGCACCCACGGGUCCUCCAGCCUCGGCACAGAGACAUCACUGUGCACCUCGGUGACAAAGUGGGUUUGGAGUGUAAAGUGGAGGGGCACCCUACGCCCAGAGUCACAUGGGUGCUCCCUAACCAGGUCCACGUAGCUGCUGCCCCACUGGGUGUCGCCCCCCAGCAGCACGUGGCCGUCUUCAGUAACGGAACCCUCCAGAUCAGCCAGGCCACUCACUCAGACAGAGGGAUCUAUAAGUGCAUCGGCAGCAGUGCAGCCGGAGUGGACUCAGUCUCUGUCCACCUUCACGUCUCAGUGCUGCCCCCUGUGAUCCAGCAGGCACCACGUGAGAACACCACCCUCCCAGAGGGCAGCCCCGCCUACAUCCACUGCACCGCCACAGGGGCCCCUCAGCCACUCAUCAGCUGGAUCACGCCUGAUGGCAUGCAGCUUACUGCCUCCCAGUUUGUUACUGGACGCAACCUCAUUGUCUUUCCCAACGGGACCCUGCACAUACGAGGAUUUGGCCCGGGGAAUGCUGGGAGAUAUGAGUGUUUAGCCAGUAACGGUGUGGCAUCCAGCACCAGAACAGUGAUGUUGAGCACACGGAGGAAUCCCAACUCUGCCAAGGCCAGCAUCACCUUGUCGUCCCCCCAGAGAACAGAUGUGAUCUAUGGGGGGAGGCUGCUGCUCAACUGUGUGGCGACAGGAGGACCGGAGCCCCGGAUCAUCUGGAGGACACCAUCUAAGAAGCUGGUGGACGCUCAGUACAGUUUUGACCCCAGGAUAAGGGUGUUCCCCAACGGCACAAUCACAGUUCACUCCGUGACGGACAAGGACGGCGGUGACUACCUGUGUGUGGCUCGUAACAAGAUGGGCGACGACUACGUUGUGCUGAGGGUCGACGUGUUGACCAGGCCGGCCAAGAUCGAGCACAAGCAGCAGAGAUCCAAUCAGGAGGUGGUGUACGGUGGAGACCUGAAGGUGGACUGUGUGGCAUCUGGUCUCCCCAACCCGGAGAUCAGCUGGGCACUGCCGGAUGGCACCAUGGUCAACCCGGUGAAACAAAGAGAGAGGGUCAACGGGGGACGCAGUCGCAGGUAUGUGGUGUUUGACAAUGGAACGCUGUACUUCAACCACGUCGGCAUGCCAGAAGAAGGUGACUACACCUGCUACGCCGAGAACCAACUCGGCAAGGACGAGAUGAAGGUUAGAGUCAAGGUCAAGGGCGCAACUUCCCCGCCAAAAAUCCAGGAUAAAGACCAGAAGUUGGUCAGGGUCUUCUAUGGUGAGACAGUCACAAUAAGAUGUCAUGCCAAAGGGGAACCAAUGCCCACCAUCACGUGGAUAUCCCCCACAAAUAGAGUCAUCUCCCCUGCAUUGGACAAAUACCAGAUCCUGGAUGAUGGGACAUUGGUGGUUCAAAAGGUCCAGCGUUCUGAUGGAGGUAACUACACCUGCAUGUCCAGGAACAAUGCAGGACAAGACCAUAAAGUCAUUAGGCUGGAGGUCCAAGUAACAUCUCCAAUGAUCAACGGCAUAGGAGGAACUGCCAACUCCAUCAAGGUGGCGGCUGUCCAGGAUCAGCGGAAGCUGGUGGACUGUGUGGCAAAGGGAACCCCCACCCCUCGGAUCAUGUGGGUCCUACCAGGAAACGUGAUCCUGCCUGCACCGUACUACAGCAACAGAAUGACCGUCCACCAAAAUGGUACCUUGGAAAUCCGGUCAGCCAAGAGGACGGACUCGGGGAAGCUGGUUUGUAUCGCUCGUAAUGAAGGAGGAGAGGUCAAGCUGGUGGUGAACCUGGAUGUGAAAGAGGUUGUUGAGGGUACACGAAUUAGAGGUUCCACAACAGAUAGCCUCUCACUGACUGUGGGGAAUAUAAUGACUUUGAACUGCUCUUUUGAGGGCUCAAUACUUCCUUACGUCACUUGGAUCUUACCCAGCGGGACGCCGUUGCAGAGCGGCGCUCGGUUCUCUAAGUUUUUCCACAAGCCCGACGGCUCUUUGAUCAUCAGCAACCCCUCUGUUUCUGAGACCGGUACGUACCGCUGUCUGGGGCGUAACUCUCGAGGGCUUGUGGAGCGUACCUUCACGUUGUCCCCGGGGAGGAAGCCAGAGAUCAACAACAGAUAUAACUCUCCUGUCAGCGUUGUGAAUGGGGAAAGACUUUUGCUUCAGUGUCUCACCAGUGGCGAGCCUCUCAGACUAACAUGGACACUGCCCACUGGGGUGGUCCUCAACAGGCCACAGAGGGCUGGACGAUAUGCUGUACUACCUAACGGGACACUGGCCAUCCAACAAGUAUCCGUCUAUGAUCGGGGCUCCUACGUUUGCAGAGCGGCCAAUGAGUACGGCAGCUCUCAGCUCUCAGCUUCAGUCAUUGUGAUAGCGUACCCGCCUCGGAUCACCAGCGGCCCUCUAGCUGUGACUUACGCUAAACGUGGAGUUGCUGUUCAGUUAAACUGUGUAGCAACUGGGAUCCCAAGAGUGGAGGUAGCAUGGGAAACACCCGAUAAAACCCGCCUGGCUGUCAGUGCGCAGCCACGCCUCUUUGGGAACAAGUACCUCCAUCCACAAGGUUCCCUCAUCAUCCAGAACCCGACACAAAGAGACGCUGGCGUCUACCGAUGCACAGCUAGGAACGCCAUCGGCAUAGACUCUAAAGCCACCAUCCUCCAAGUGUUUUGAAGAAUAUCACAUCAUAAUGGUCCAUCUUCAUACUGUAUGCCCAAGCAACUGCCUAGAUAAAAGCAGCUAAUGUUUUUAUUGAUAUAUAAUGUUGUAAAAACUGCUGUCACAAUGAUGAAAUACUGAGUUGACCUGCAGUUGUGCUUUGAGUAUGUACUGUUUAGGGGUAUUUUGCCGCACCACAGUUUACCAUUUUCAUCAUUAUUUGUAUAAUCCACAUCACUGAAAUGAUCAAGGGCCUCCCAUUUUGAGCAUUAAGACACUUUUAAUAGCAAUGUUUGCUAUAGAAAUGCUAAUCACGUUAGAAAGCAGACUGCAAUAACGCUAGUUUGCCUGUGUUUUUGCAUUGCAGAGUUUUAACAGUUAUUGUUCAUGGACAGUUGUUGUUGUUCUCAUUUCUUUGGGAUUCCAGUUGUUGUGUCGUGCAGUUUAGCUUCAGACUAAUGACUUGUAUGGUCACAUUGUGCAGUGUAUUUCCCUUUACCGAAUGAUUUACAUUUAACUAGUAAUAAGUAAUAACUGGAACAUAUUGGUACCUCAUCCUAUAAGGUGAUGGCACAGAUGAACAGUUGUAGGUACCUGAAUGGUUCUACACAUAGGCCAAACACCAGAACAAAAGCAACAUUAUCUUAAAUAUGUUGACACAUUUCUUAACUUCUAUAUAUUUCAAAUCACUCAGGGAGAUGGGAAGGAGAGGUGAAAAAUAACUAUCUCUAUAUUCCUACCAUACUAGGAUAAAUAAAUACCAACAAUCAGGUCAAGACUUCUGCUCUUCUGUCCACAGGUUUCAUAGAGUAGUCCUAAAACAGCUCUAAGAAAUAUACAUAGGUCACAUCGCUAACGCUUAUUUGUCUACCAGUUACUAAAUGGGAAAACGGUACAUAACAUAAAACUUUGAAUAACUAUUUUCGGACAGUCAUCUAAGUAAUUAUUUAACAACUUUCAUUAGGUUUUUUUAGGUAUCAUGCUGAUAGACAAACGGAACCAAAAACAUAACCUGCUUGGAGGAGAUAACCAUUAAACAGUAAACUGUAAUCUGUGUCAUGCAAAAUCAUUCUGUGUUCCUAAUUUCUAUAUUCUUCAUUAAUUUUGGACUUCAAUAACAAACUGCAUAAUAAUAAUUGACAGAAGAAUCGCAUAAUUUAUAUAAUUCAUUUUCUAACUUUGAAAUACUAUUGUUUAACUUUGUAACAGGAUUGAUUGAAAUAUGCAUAAUGUUGCUAGUAAGAUUUUGAAGGCGGAGGAUUUGUAUUUUUUACUCCAAAGACAUCAGUUGGUAUCCUGUGCCUUUCAUAAAUGUCCAUCUUAAGUAGUUUCUGUGUUUCCAUAUCUGCACAUAUUUCAAUAAGGGAUUGUGUUUCUGCUCUCAGCAGUGUGCACCAUCAUUGAAUCUGCUUCUGAAAAAUGCUGUGUCCUCAUUUGUAAAUUAUUUGUCUUUGACGGACUGUGGUGCAAAGCAAUUUCCCCAUAUUUUAAUAAAACAUUUCCACCUGUUUCUACGAA